AUGGCCGACCUCUCCACCCUCCGCGAGGUCAUCCUCCCCUCGCUCUUCUCCUGGAAAUCCCUCGCCAUUGUGCUCGCCUUACUCAAUCUCAAGAAUAUUCCCUUCUCGUGGCAUAUCCGCCUCCUAACCCACCUCCUCCUCAACCUCCGCCGCUCCCCGACCUCCCCUCCCUUCCCUACCUGUCCUCCACCCUCCACCCUCACCACCAAGGAAAAGACAAUCCAAACCCACCCCAUCUUCUACCCGCACACGCUCACUACGCGCACCUCCCUCUGGGAAACCGACUACAACUUCCACAAAUCAAACAGCACCUAUUUCUCCGAUCUGGACAUCUCCCGAACAGCCAUAGUAACGAGAGUCUACACACCGGGUUUAGCGCUCGUGAGCUUGGAACUCGACCACGAAUUGAGGAAUGGGAAAGAUGAAAAUGCCAAGGUCAAUGCGGGAAAGAAGGUGUAUGUCGCGCUGGGAUCUACCUAUACCAGCUUUAAGCGGGAGAUAGGGCCCCUGCAGAGGUAUCGGGUGUUGAGUCGGAUUGUGGGCUGGGAUCGGAAGUGGGUUUAUGUGCUCAGUGCUUUCGUGAGUAUUCCUUCUGGGAAGAAGGGGAAGGGGAAGGGGAAGGUGUUUGCUACGGCUGUGAGCAAGUAUGUGGUGAAGAAGGGGUGGGUUACUGUUCCGCCGNAGAGGGUGUUGAGGGCGAGUGGGAUGUUGCCGNAGAGGAGUCUUGCUGAUGGGGAGAAAGAUGAGGAUGGGGUGGUGGUUGAGGAGGAGGAAGAGGGGACGGUGGAGGGGAUUGUGGAGGGGGUGGGGGAGGUGUUGAGUAAGGAUAAGGAGGGUGAUGAUGGGAAAGGGGAAGGAGUGUCGGAUUGGACGUGGGAUAUGAUUGAAGAGGAGAGAGUGCGUGGGAUGAAGAUCGUCGAGGGAUAUGUGGGGUUGGAUGAGAAGUUGUUGGCCGAGUGGGAGUAG
Aspergillus niger is the source of this 966-nucleotide messenger RNA. RefSeq lists its product as uncharacterized. The transcript has 2 exons. The record is from RefSeq and is a predicted model, not a curated record. Lineage: Eukaryota; Fungi; Ascomycota; Eurotiomycetes; Eurotiales; Aspergillaceae. Bases 1 to 966 code for a protein of 321 amino acids.